Messenger RNA from Paramormyrops kingsleyae, 10557 nucleotides. NCBI's taxonomy places the organism in Eukaryota, Metazoa, Chordata, Actinopteri, Osteoglossiformes, Mormyridae. The record is from RefSeq and is a predicted model, not a curated record.
CAUCAUGGCGGAGAGAAGCGCGUCGCCCUCGAAACGGCACAAGCUCCGGGCUGCGCCGCUAUCUGGCUGACAUCAGGAAGAAAUCCUAAGCAGGAGAAGGACGCCGCUCCGUUCAUCCAGUAAAAUUCAGAUUGUUCGCAAGCUGUACGCCGUCUUAUGCUUCUUCUGCGGAACAGUGUGGAUUUUAUUAAAGAGGGGAUUUUUCUCCAUAUAAUUAUUACAGAAAAUUCUUUUUUAUUUUUUACUUGAUGCUUUUGCUUAGUCGGGGGUGAUAUAAAGCAGGUGAGAUCGCGGCCGCUCCUUCCGAUUUGGGUGGAAAUGUCGAGCGAGAAGCCGGUUUCAGUACCGGGUUCGGUCUCGCUCUCGGACCGCGAACCACCUCCGGGACAUGGGCAGCAAGUGGCUACGGGCUCUGUGACCGGGGACAUGAUGGUGUCCGGUUCGGGUUCGAUGGUUCUGCCGGCCGGGGUGAUCAACCCGUCGGUUCCGAUCCGGAAUAUCAAGAUGAAAUUCGCCGUUCUCAUCGGUCUGAUCCAGGUCGGGGAGGUUAGCAACAGAGACAUCGUCGAGACAGUCCUGAAUCUGCUCGUGGGCGGUGAGUUUGACCUGGAGACCAACUUCAUCAUCCAGGAUGCGGAGAGCAUCGGCUGCAUGGUGGAGCUGCUGGAGCACUGCGACUUGCCCUGCCAGGCCGAAAUGUGGAGCAUGUUCACAGCCAUCUUGCGCAAGAGCGUGCGUAACCUGCAGACCAGCACCGAGGUGGGCCUCAUCCAGCAGGUGCUCACCAGGAUGGGUGCCGUUGAUGAUAUGAUCGCAGAUCUGCUGGUGGACAUGCUGGGUGUGCUGGCCAGCUACAGCAUCACAGUGAAGGAGUUGAAACUCCUCUUCAGCAUGCUGCGUGGGGAGAACGGAGUAUGGCCAAGACACGCCAUCAAGCUGCUAUCAGUGCUGAAUCAGAUGCCCCAGAGGCACGGGCCCGACACCUUCUUUAACUUCCCAGGACGCAGUGCGGCAGCCAUUGCAUUACCUCCCAUUGCAAAGUGGCCUUACCAGAAUGGUUUCACUCUCAACACUUGGUUCCGAAUGGACCCUCUCAACAAUAUCAAUGUGGACAAGGAUAAACCGUACUUGUACUGCUUUCGGACCAGCAAGGGCAUCGGUUACUCUGCGCAUUUCGUCGGGAACUGUUUGAUUGUGACGUCGCUGAAGUCGAAGGGCAAGGGCUUCCAGCACUGCGUGAAGUACGACUUCCAGCCUCGCAAGUGGUACAUGAUCAGCAUCGUUCACAUCUACAACCGCUGGAGGAACAGUGAGAUCCGCUGCUAUGUCAACGGUCAGCUUGUCUCCUACGGUGACAUGGCCUGGCACGUCAACACCAAUGAUAGCUACGACAAAUGCUUCCUAGGAUCGUCAGAGACAGCAGACGCGAACCGGGUGUUCUGCGGACAGCUGGGGGCCAUUUAUGUGUUUAGCGAGGCACUCAAUCCCGCCCAGAUUUUCGCCAUCCAUCAGCUGGGACCUGGGUAUAAGAGCACCUUCAAAUUCAAGUCGGAGAGCGACAUCCACUUGGCCGAGCACCACAAGCAGGUUCUGUAUGACGGCAAGCUGGCCAGCAGCAUCUCCUUCACCUACAAUGCCAAGGCCACCGAUGCCCAGCUCUGCCUGGAGUCCUCGCCCAAGGAGAAUCCUUCCAUCUUCGUGCACUCGCCCCAUGCCCUCAUGCUACAGGAUGUGAAGGCCAUAGUGACCCAUUCCAUCCACAGUGCCAUUCAUUCCAUUGGCGGCAUCCAGGUGCUCUUCCCACUCUUUGCCCAGCUGGAUUACCGCCAGCAGAACGACAGCCAAGUGGAGACCACUGUGUGUGCCACACUCCUAGCCUUCCUAAUGGAGCUGCUGAAAAGCUCCGUGGCGAUGCAGGAGCAGAUGCUGGGAGGAAAGGGCUUCCUGGUGAUCGGCUAUCUACUGGAGAAGUCGUCAAGGGUCCACAUCACCAGGGCGGUUCUAGAGCAGUUCCUGUCCUUCGCCAAAUACCUGGAUGGCCUGACCCAUGGGGCGCCCCUGCUAAAGCAACUAUGCGACCACAUCUUAUUCAACGCUGCCAUCUGGAUCCAUACGCCGGCCAAGGUCCAGCUAUCUCUGUAUACCUACCUCUCUGCGGAGUUCAUUGGUACAGCCACCAUCUACUCCACCAUCCGCCGGGUGGGCACUGUUCUGCAGCUCAUGCACACACUGAAGUACUACUACUGGGCUGUCAACCCGCUGGAUAGCAGUGGCAUCACGCCCAAGGGCCUGGGUGGACCACGACCUUCACAGAAAGAGAUCAUAUCACUGCGAGCCUUUAUGCUGCUCUUCCUCAAACAGCUCAUCCUGAAGGAUCGAGGCGUGAAGGAGGACGAACUGCAGAGCAUCCUCAACUACCUGUUAACCAUGCACGAGGACGAGAACAUCCAUGACGUGCUGCAGCUCUUAGUCGCGCUCAUGUCUGAACAUCCCACGUCCAUGAUCCCUGCCUUCGACCAGAGGAAUGGGAUACGGGUUGUGUACAAGCUUCUGGCCUCUAAGAGUGAGAGUAUUCGGGUCCAGGCACUUAAAGUCCUCGGCUACUUCCUCAAACACCUGGGUCACAAGAGGAAGGUGGAGAUCAUGCACACCCACAGCCUCUUCACCCUUCUGGGUGAGCGCCUGAUGAUGCACACCAACACGGUCUCCGUCACCACCUACAACACGCUCUAUGAGAUUCUUACAGAGCAGGUGUGUACCCAGGUAGUCCACAAGCCGCAUCCGGAACCCGACUCCACUGUGAAGAUCCAGAACCCAAUGAUCCUAAAGGUUGUGGCCACCCUGCUGAAGAACUCCACCCCUAGCACCGACCUGAUGGAGGUCCGUCGCCUCUUCCUGUCUGACAUGAUCAAGCUGUUCAGCAACAGCCGUGAGAACAGGCGGUGCCUGCUCCAGUGCUCAGUCUGGCAGGACUGGAUGUUCUCCCUGGGCUACAUCAACCCCAAGAACUCUGAGGAGCAGAAGAUCACAGAGAUGGUCUACAACAUCUUCCGCAUCCUGCUGUACCAUGCCAUCAAGUACGAGUGGGGUGGCUGGCGUGUCUGGGUGGACACGCUGUCCAUUGCGCACUCCAAGGUGACUUAUGAAGCUCACAAGGAGUACCUGGCCAAGAUGUACGAGGAGUACCAGCGGCAGGAGGAGGAGAAUAUCAAGAAGGGAAAGAAGGGCUCCGUCAGCACCAUCUCUGGCCUGUCUGCCCAAGCCCCCGCUGUCAAUGGCGGCAUCGAGAUACGCGAGAACGACGACGGCUCUCAGACUCAGACUCCCGAGAGCGAGGUGGACUACCCCGAGAGCAACGACUCGCGGAAUUUGUUGGCGGAGGGCAAGGGGUCAAGCGGGGCAGCUGGCGGGGCAGAGCGGACUGCCGUCGUUUCCACCGCUGCCGGGGUGCGUGUCGAGGUGCACGAUCUGCUGGUGGACAUCAAGGCGGAGAAGGUAGAGGCCACCGAAGUUAAGCUGGAUGACCUGGACAUGUCCCCAGAGACAGUGGCAGGAAGUGGGGUGGCUGAAAAUGGGGCGCUGACGGGUGUAGACUCUCUCUUGGACAGUGUGUAUUGUGCCGCUGUGGGCCAGCUGACGCCUGAGCAGAGUGUGGUAGAUGGCGACGACUCGGCCCCGCUAAUCACGUUAGCCGAUGAGAAGGAUAGUGUCCCUAGCGGUAAUGGCUUCCUAUUCGGCCGGGUACCCAGCGGUUCCGACGGGAAGCUGCUUCCUGAGCUGGCGUCAGCCGAGCCGCUGGUCCACACCGGCAGCGCCAGUGACGACUUGAGCCUGCUGGCCCAUAUGACCACGGCUGGUUCUGACAUAGUAUCAGCAGCCGUCACGACUCCCAGCCUCCCAGAGGACGGGGAUUUCAAGCUGCCGGCAGCUUUGGCAGACAUCAGUGCCAUCGUGGAGGCCGAAGGCACUUCCAGGGGAUCCGAACAUGCAGAGUUGGGCACAGAAAUAGACCCCUCCUCUUCUAGGAAGGAGGGUGGGAUCGACGCAGCCAGCACCACCUCUGACACCGAACGGUCAGACGAUGGCAAGGACAAGGAGAUGAAGAAGAUCCAAACCACGGCAACCACACAGAAAUGGAGCAUAAGCGCAGACAGCCAUAAAAACACAGAGGGUUUAUUGAACAAAUAUGAGAAUGCAAUAGGGCAGGCAGGCAGACAAAAGACCACACAGUCAAAACAACAGGGCGACUCACCGGGAGAGCAGGCCCUCCACGGCCGCAUGGCCAGUCAGAUGGAGCGGGACCUGCGGGUGGACCUGGGCUUCCGGGGCAUGCCGAUGACCGAGGAGCAGCGACGCCAGUUCAGCCCGGGCCCACGGACUACCAUGUUCCGCAUCCCAGAAUUCAAGUGGUCACCUAUGCACCAGCGGCUACUGACUGACCUGCUCUUCGCCCUGGAGACAGACGUGCAUGUGUGGCGGAGCCAUUCCACCAAAUCUGUCAUGGAUUUUGUGAACAGCAAUGAGAACAUCAUCUUCGUGCACAACACCAUCCACCUCAUCUCUCAGAUGGUGGACAACAUUAUCAUUGCUUGUGGAGGCAUUCUUCCGCUGCUCUCUGCUGCCACCUCCCCUUCUAGUUCAAAGGAGAGGGAUGGAAGAUCCUCUUCUGAAAAAGUGGCAAAAUGUGGAGAGGCCGCCCCCAUGCCUGGGGAUGGGGCCACGGGGGGCGAGACGGAGCUGGAGAACAUGGAGACCACACAGGGCAUGUCCCCCGAAACUGCGGUGACCUUCCUCAGCCGCCUCAUGGCCAUGGUGGACGUGCUGGUGUUCGCCAGCUCCCUGAACUUCAGCGAGAUCGAGGCGGAAAAGAACAUGUCCUCCGGGGGACUUAUGCGGCAAUGCCUGCGACUGGUGUGUUGCGUGGCUGUGCGUAAUUGCCUGGAGUGCAGGCAGCGGCAGCGGGACCGCACCACCAAGCCCCCUCUGUCCAACAACAAGGCCCAGGACAAUCCCAGCCUCCCCCCCGCCAGCAAGACUGCCAUAGAGAAUGUCCCCAGUAACCUUUCUCCCAUCAAGGACCCUGACAGACUUCUGCAGGAUGUGGACAUCAAUCGCCUCCGGGCUGUCGUCUUCCGCGACGUGGAUGAUAGCAAGCAGGCCCAGUUCCUGGCCUUGGCUGUGGUCUACUUUAUCUCCGUCCUGAUGGUGUCCAAAUAUCGGGACAUUCUGGAGCCCCAGAGAGAGAUUACCAGGUCAAGCAGCCUGUCCGGACGAAGCAUUCGGCAGGAGAUCAACUCGCCCACCAGCACGGAGAACCCAUCAGCCCUAGCAGAGGUCAGCCAGGAGAAGGAGAUAGGGCCUCCUCUGGAGGAGGUGCCCUUGGAGCCCUCGCUGCCGCACACUGACUCUGGCAUCGGCGAGGAGCAGGUGUCCGCCAUGCUGAACGGCUCAGACAUGGAGCAGGCUGCUGCUGUCCCGUCGGCCAUGGCCACCUCUGUCACCUUGGUGGGGUCUGUGGUCGGGGGCCCCGAGGCCAUGAGUGAGCUGCUGGGCACGCUGUCUUCAGAAGUACACAAGUCUCGUGAGAGUCUGGCUGAGUCGCCCGCCGUGGGUGUGGCAGUCAUGGAGGCCCUCAAGCCUGCCCCGUCCAUCUCCAGCAUCUCCCAGGCCAACAAAGGAAUCAACGUGAAGGAGAUCCUGAAAAGCCUGGUGGCGGCCCCUAUGGAGGGCCCUGAGGCGGGCCCCGAACCUCUGCCCUACCCGGAUCCUGCCAUUAAGAGGGAGGCGCAGGCCGCCCUUCCCAUGCAGUUCCACUCCUUCGACCGGAGCGUGGUGGUGCCGGUGAAGAAGCCGCCCCCUGGCAGCCUGGCUGUCAACACGGUGGGCACACCCACCGCUGGUGGGGGCAUGGCUUCCGGAAGCACCCCCAACAUCUUUGCUGCGGCCACAGCCACGCCCAAGAGCAUGAUCAACACCACAGGUGCCACAGACUCUGCCUCCACUUCUUCUUCGUCCUCCAGCUUCGUGGUAAAUGGCGCCACCAGCAAGAACUUACCAGCUGUGCAGACUGUAGCACCCAUGCCUGAGGACACUGUGGAGAACAUGAGCAUCACCACCAAGCUGGAGCGAGCCCUGGAGAAGGUGGCCCCUUUGCUAAGGGAGAUCUUUGUGGACUUUGCCCCCUUCCUGUCACGCACCCUGCUGGGGAGCCAUGGCCAGGAGCUGCUCAUAGAAGGCCUGGUAUGCAUGAAGUCCAGCACUUCGGUGGUUGAACUGGUCAUGCUGCUGUGCUCGCAGGAGUGGCAGAAUUCCAUCCAGAAGAAUGCAGGCCUGGCCUUCAUUGAGCUCAUCAACGAGGGGCGCCUGCUGUGCCACGCCAUGAAGGACCACAUUGUGCGCGUGGCCAAUGAGGCCGAGUUCAUCCUCAAUCGGCAACGAGCCGAGGACGUCCACAAGCACGCCGAGUUUGAGUCCAACUGCGCCCAGUAUGCAGCGGACAGGAAGGAGGAGGAGAAGAUGUGCGAUCACCUGAUCAGCGCCGCCAAGCACCGGGACCAUGUGACGGCCAAUCAGCUGAAGCAGAAGAUCCUCAAUAUCCUGACAAACAAGCACGGGGCAUGGGGGACCCUUUCUCAGUGCCAACUACAUGACUUCUGGCGCUUGGACUACUGGGAGGACGACCUGCGGAGACGGCGCCGGUUCGUCCGCAACGCCUUCGGCUCCACCCACGCCGACGCCACGCUGAAGGCCCUGGAGGAUUAUGGUUCUGAGGAUGACGAUGUAGUCCGGUCCAAGAAGGGCUUCCGCAGCCAGACGGUGGUCAACCAGAAUCCGGAUACAGAGCUUAUGCUGGAAGGGGAUGACGAUGCUGUUAGUCUGCUGCAGGAAAAGGAGAUGGACAAUCUAGCAGGGCCCGUGGUCCUCAGCACCCCUGCUCAGCUCGUGGCCCCAGUCGUAGUAGCUCGCGGCACGCUUUCCAUCACUACAACCGAGAUCUAUUUCGAGGUGGACGAAGAUGAUCCCGCAUUCAAGAAGAUCGACGCAAAAGUCUUGGCGUACUCCGAGGGCCUGCAUGGCAAGUGGAUGUUCAGCGAGAUCCGGGCAGUCUUCUCCCGCCGCUACCUGCUGCAGAACACGGCCCUGGAGGUCUUUAUGGCCAACAGAACUUCGGUCAUGUUCAACUUCCCUGACCAGGCCACAGUAAAGAAGGUGGUCUACAGCCUACCGAGGGUGGGUGUAGGGACCAGCUACGGCCUUCCCCAAGCCAGACGGAUUUCUUUAGCCACCCCGCGGCAGCUCUUUAAGUCCUCCAACAUGACCCAGCGUUGGCAGAGGCGAGAGAUUUCCAACUUUGAGUAUCUCAUGUUCCUCAACACCAUUGCAGGACGGACCUACAAUGACCUGAACCAGUACCCUGUCUUUCCCUGGGUCCUCACCAACUACGAGUCUGAGGAGCUGGAUCUCACCCUGCCCGGGAACUUCAGAGAUCUCUCAAAGCCGGUUGGGGCCUUGAACCCCAAGCGCGCCGUCUUCUACGCAGAGCGAUACGAGACCUGGGAGGACGAGCAGAGCCCUCCCUACCAGUACAUCUCCUUGUAUUCUACAGCCUCCACCACACUGCACUGGCUCGUCAGGAUAGAACCAUUUACCACAUUUUUCCUCAAUGCCAACGAAAACAAGUUUGACCAUCCUGACCGCACCUUCUCCUCCAUCUCCCGCUCCUGGAGAACCUGCCAGCGGGACACGUCUGAUGUCAAGGAGCUCAUCCCUGAGUUCUACUACCUCCCGGAAAUGUUCGUCAACAGCAAUGCGUACAACCUGGGGCAGAGGGAGGAGCGGGCAGUGGCGGGCGACGUGGGGCUGCCCCCCUGGGCCAAGAAGCCGGAGGACUUUGUCCGUAUCAACCGGAUGGCCCUGGAGAGCGAGUUUGUGUCCUGUCAGCUCCAUCAGUGGAUUGACCUGAUUUUCGGCUACAAGCAGCGAGGCCCUGAAGCGGUGCGCGCCCUUAACGUCUUUCACUACAUGACCUAUGAGGGCUCCAUCAACCUGGACAGCAUCACUGACUCCCUGAUGAGAGAGGCUAUGGAGAUCCAGAUCCAGACCUUGGGACAGACCCCCUCUCAAUUGUUAAUUGAGCCCCACCCACCCAGGAGUUCUGCCAUGCACUUGUGUUUCCUUCCACAGAGUGCCCUCAUGUUCAAGGACCAGAUGCAGCAGGACGUCAUCAUGGUGCUCAAGUUCCCGUCCAACUCGCCGGUCACCCACGUGGCGGCCAACACGCUGCCCCACCUCAGCGUCCCCGCUGCCGUCACCGUCACCUGCAGCCGCCUCUUCGCCGUCAACCGCUGGCACAACACCGUGGGUCUCAGGGGAGCUCCAGGAUACUCUCUGGAACAGGCUCAUCAUUUGCCGAUUGAAAUGGACCCUCUGAUUGCUAAUAAUUCUGGGAUCAACAAAAGGCAGAUCACAGACCUGGUGGACCAGAGCAUCCAGAUCAAUACACACUGUUUUGUGGUGACAGCCGACAACCGCUACAUCCUGGUGUGCGGAUUCUGGGACAAGAGCUUCCGCGUCUACUCCACGGAGACGGGGAAGCUGACCCAGAUCGUGUUCGGCCACUGGGAUGUGGUGACGUGCCUGGCCCGCUCCGAGUCCUACAUCGGGGGCGACUGUUACAUCGUGUCAGGGUCCCGGGAUGCCACGCUGCUGUUGUGGUACUGGAGCGGAAGACACCACAUCAUCGGGGACAACCCCAACAACAGUGACUACCCUGCUCCGAGAGCGGUCCUGACUGGCCAUGACCAUGAGGUGGUCUGUGUGUCUGUCUGUGCCGAGCUGGGUCUGGUCAUCAGCGGGGCCAAAGAGGGACCCUGCCUAGUGCACACUAUCACAGGGGACCUGUUGAGGGCCCUUGAGGGCCCUGAGCACUGUGUGAGGCCCCGUCUCAUCGCCGUGUCCAGUGAGGGCCACUGCAUCAUCUACUAUGAGCGAGGCCGCUUCUGCAACUUCAGCAUCAAUGGCAAGCUGCUGGCUCAGAUGGAGAUUAACGACUGCACUCGGGCCGUCCUUCUGAGUAGCGAUGGACAAAAUCUAGUGACAGGAGGAGACAAUGGGGUGGUUGAAGUGUGGCAAGCCUGCGACUUUAAGCAACUCUACAUCUACCCUGGAUGUGACGCCGGAAUCCGUGCCAUGGACCUAUCUCACGAUCAAAGGACGCUGAUCACAGGAAUGGCCUCUGGGAGCAUCGUGGCAUUUAACAUCGAUUUUAACCGAUGGCAUUACGAGCACCAGAACCGAUACUGAUGGAGGGGCAGAGGAUGCUGGACUGUAAGCUCACCCCCUUAAUAAACCCCCCACUCCCCUCACACCUCUGGGGGCCAUGGCCGGGUGGGUAGUGGACCCCCACCCCCCGGGCAACCUGGAAAGAAACUGACAUGAGAGAGAAGAAUAUUCGAGAAACACAAAACUCACACAUUUAAAAAAGACAUUUAACGAAGUGUGACAUUUACCAAGACUUCGGUGACCCUCCCAGCUAACGUCCUCUAGGGCCCGGUAAUAGGUAUCUGGUCUAAACGGCUCCACCUUUUCUUUUCUGCGUGUUUAUUUCUGCUCUCCCCAGCUUCACACCAGCUGCGUUUCUGUUAGUGCUGCAUGUUCACAGGGAACGUGGUCAGACCACCGUGGUCCUUGAGGUUUCAAACCUGAGGAGGAUGGUCAUUUCGUGACAGAAGUACAUAUGAGAUUGACGAAAGUGAAUGUUACAGGUGUGCAAGAAUUUCACCAAAGACACCUGUCCUGUUGUCUUAUCUAGUCGUAGUUCAUAUUUCAAAUAUUUCCCCCGUGAUUGGUGUCCUAUCCUGUACCCUUGUACCCUUGGACACCUGAAUCACGUCUGAACACGAAGAGAUGUCUGUCAAACUCCCCUUUUAGUAGAAAAGUUGUGUUUUGACAGACAUCCUUCGGAUUGGCAUACUGAGAUUCUGAGGGCAGAUUACUCAGGGGACCGAUUUCACACAUCACUGUGGGCGCAAUGGUCAAAUAUACAGUGAAAGAAGCCAAUCUACUUUGGUUCCUUAUGUUUUUGAGGUGAAAUAGUCUGGCAGAGUGUCACCUCUGUGACAUAAAAAACAAACAUAUGUCUGGAGGAAAAACAUUUGUUCCUCUACUUCAACAUAGCAUUAUUUGUGGGAUUUUUUUCUUGUUAAUUUCUUCUUGUCUUGUCCAACUUUAUUUAUUACUCAUUUACUAUAAGUAAAAUAUUUUACUGUUGUGAUGAAGGUGAAAAAGAUGGUGACUGACGAUAAUGGAAGACUGUGUCUUACUUUGACGAACGCUCAGUGGAGGUCAACUGAAAUAAUGUCUUUUUGCUGUAUCUGGUGGCCGUGCUGCCAUGGAGUACUGUACUUGGGGUACACCUAUAGCCAGCUGCCAUGGAGUACUGUACUUGGGGUACACCUAUAGCCAGCUGCCAUGGAGUACUGUACUUGGGGUACACCUAUAGCCAGCUGCCAUGGAGUACUGUACUUGGGGUACACCUAUAGCCAGCUGCCAUGGAGU